Danio rerio (zebrafish) is the source of this 4345-nucleotide messenger RNA. RefSeq names its product sterol regulatory element binding transcription factor 2 (gene srebf2). NCBI's taxonomy places the organism in Eukaryota, Metazoa, Chordata, Actinopteri, Cypriniformes, Danionidae. The record is from RefSeq and is marked validated.
CAAGAUGGCGGCUUUCGGUCGGUAAACGCUCGAUCGACACCGGAACCGAGUGAACGUUCCCCUCACGGACAGCAAACAGAUGCUGUGAGUGAACGAGGAGACGCGGAGACACAGACAGACUACGGAGAGAGAGAGAAGGUGGAGAAACAUGGACGCCUCGGAGUUUAUGGAGACCAUGGACCCGAGUCUGUCCGAACUGGGCGACGAGUUCACCCUCGGAGACAUCGACGAGAUGCUGCAGUUCGUCAGUAAUCAGGUGGAUUUCCCUGAUAUAUUCGAGGAUCAGAUGGGGGGCGGAGCCACAGCGAGGACCCUCCCACAGGCGGUGCCCAGCGCGAUCCUGACCCCACCACACACGCCUGUGCAGACCAGCAGCCAGACACACACACAGACACUCACACAAGCACACACGCAGACACACACGCAGACACGCACACCGCCGGUGCUGCAGCCACGACCACAACCAAUCACACAGGUGCAGACUCAGACGUUCCCCAUGCAGACUCUGGCUGUGCAGACGCAGGCGCAGCCGCAGACCGUCAUGAUCACACCCACCGCCACACCCUCACGAUUCAUCCAGAACCAGGUCAUCUGCCAGCAGAACAAUGCUACUAGCUUCCAGGUGCUGCAGCCGCAGAUGCAGAGUAUCAUGACGUCUCCGCAGGUCCAGCCAAUGACCAUCCAGCACCAGCGCGUGCUGACGCCGGCCGGACAGACCAUACAGACGCUCUCCACAGCGCCCACUACUGUACACACCAUGUCCCAGCAAGUGCCUGUGUUGGUGCACCAGCCUCAGAUCCUGAAGACGGACUCUCUGCUUCUGACCACCAAACCAGACGGCACACAGGUGCUGUCCACUGUCCAGAGCCCCACGGGCAUCACCACGCUGACCACGCCCAUCCAGACCACCGCCCUGCAGAUGCCGACGCUGAUGAGCAGCAACAUCCUGACCACCGUUCCCGUGGUGAUGGGAGGCGGAGACAAGCUGCCAAUCAAACAGCUGUCUUCAGGCCCCGCCCACAAUAUAGGCGGAGCCCGAGUGGGCGUGGAGCAGAGCCCGGUGGUGGGUCCAGGAGGAGUGGUGAAGGAGGGCGAGAGGAGAACCACGCACAACAUCAUCGAGAAACGCUACCGCUCCUCCAUCAACGACAAGAUCCUGGAGCUGCGGGACCUCGUGCUGGGCAACGACGCCAAGAUGCACAAGUCUGGUGUCCUGCGCAAAGCCAUCGACUACAUCAAAUACCUGCAGCAGGUGAACCAUAAGCUGCGGCAGGAGAACCUGACACUGAAGAUGGCCAAUCAGAAGAACAAGUCAGCGUGUGUGUCAGAUGUGGAUCUGGAGCUGAAGGCUGAGGUGUCUCUGAUCUCUCCUCCUCCGUCUGACUCCGGCUCCAGCUCUCCCGCGCAGCUCUCACCCUACUGCAUCGACUCUGAGCCGGGGAGCCCACUGCUGGAGCAUGAGCAGCUGAAGAGUGAGCCGGACUCUCCGUCGUGUGUGGGUGUGAUGGACCGCUCUCGUCUGCUGCUGUGUGCUCUCUCCUUCCUCUGCCUCUCCCUGAACCCGCUGCCAUCUCUGCUGGGCGCUGAGGCUCCGGCGGGCUCUCCUGAGGUGGCGGGUCACGGACCCACACGCACACUCUUCUCUCUGCCCGCACAGACACAGAGCUUCGGGGCGUGGCUGUGGUGUGUGCUGCCCUUCCUGCUGGUGUGGGUGGUGAGCGGAGUGGGCGUGGUCUGGGGGUGUGUCCGAGUGCUGUACCUGUGGGAGCCGGUCACGCCCCUUCACUCACCGACAUCUGUCCGAUUCUGGAGACACAGGAAACAAGCAGACCUGCAGCUCUACAGGGGUGAUUACGCGGGCGCUGUGCUCAGUCUGCAGACGUGUCUGUCAGUGUUAUCCAGAGUUCUGCCCGUCACCACUCUGGACAUCAUGUGCUCUCUCUCCUGGAACCUGAUUCGCUACUGCCUGCGGAGACCCGCCCCCCUGGGCUGGCUGGUGCGUCUGGUUGGAGGAAGGCACGAGGGGGAGGAGUCACAGACCAGCUCACGGGACGCAGCGCUGGUGUACCACAAACUCAGCCAGCUGCAGCUCACAGGUCAGAUGGAGCGGCGUCCGCUGUGGGGUGUGUGUGUGUCUCUGAGCGCCGUCAAUCUGUGUGAGAGUGCGGAGGGGAAGCUGACGGCCGCUCAGCAGGUGCAGGUGUACGUGACGGCGGCCAUCAGUGUGAGAGCAGCGCUGGGGAAACACCUCACCUGCCUGCCCGCGUAUCUGCUGAGCUGUGCCGAGGCUCUGACCUGUCAAUCGGACUCUAAGCCCCUCCCAGACUGCCUGCGCUGGAUCUUCACCCCAUUGGGCCGUCAGUUCUUCCUGAGCUGUGAUUGGUCGGUGCGGUCAGAGAGCGACGGGCAGAUCUUCACCUCUGCGAGAGAUAAAGUGGACCCCAUCGCUCAGCUGCACCGCUGCUUCUGCCAGAAACUGCUGGAGAGAGCCACGCACACACUGAUAGAGCCGCAGAGCAGAGAGGAUGCUGGGGAGUUCACUGGGGUUCUGGAGUUUCUGCAGCUGUUGAACAGCUGUACUGAAGACUCCGCCCCCUCCACCGCCCCCUUCCCUGCGCUGGCCAAUCAAAGCUCAACGUCAGUGCGGGACCCAGUGUGCCGCUGGUGGGCGUCGGUGCUGACGGCUGCUGUUCAUUGGCUGCAGGGUGAUGAUGCGUCUGUGCGCUCACUGCUGGCGGAGGCAGAGCGAAUGCCCAGAGCACUGCACACACUGGAUCACCCGCUGCCCAAGGCUGUGUUGGCGCUGUGUAAGGCUGUUCAGAUGAGUGUGUGUCCACAGAAGGGUGAGGGCGUGGUCAGCUGCCUCAGUCACUGUCAGCGCGCCAGUGCACAGCUGCACAUCAGUGUGUGUCAGUCGCACAACAACACCUGGCUGCACAAGGGGGUGGAGCUUCUGGUCUGUGACCUUCUCCUGACUCUGAGAACCAGCCUAUGGCAACGAGGAGGCGGGUCUAAUGGCGAGCCUGGUCCCGCCCCUGGGUCUCAGCUGUCAGGGUUCCAGAGGGACUUGAGCUCCCUGCGCAGACUCGGACAGGCCCACCGCCAGGCCCAGCACAAGCUGUUCCUGCACGAGACGACGGUUAGGCUGAUGGCAGGAGCCAGUCCCACACGCACACACCAGCUGCUGCGACACCGAACACACAACUACACCACCACAGACGGCGAGUGUGUGUUGGGCGAGCGCGAGAGGGCUCAUGCUAUCCUGCUAGCGUGUCGUCACCUGCCGCUGCCCCUGCUAACACCACCGGGACACCGAGCGCGCCUGCUAGCGGAGGCUAAACGCACGCUGGAGAGAGUAGGAGACCGCCGGAGCCUGCAGGACUGCCAACACAUACUGCUGAGACUGAGCGGAGGGACCACCAUCGCUGCGUCAUAACACACACACACACACACACACACACACAUAUAUGCUGCAGAGGCUGAGCGGAGGGACCACCAUCACUGCAUCAUAACACACACACACACACAAACACACACACUGAUACAUAUAAAGAUUCACAUUGAAACACACACACACCCUGAUACACAUUUACACACACACACAGUGGUACAUAAACACACUGAUACUCAUACACUGAUGCACACACACGCUCACACAGAUGCUGGUGUUGGUGGCUUAUGAGGACUCUCCAUAGGUGUAAUGGGUUUUCUACAGUAUAAAUGGCUUAUUAUAACCCCCCCCCCACACACACACACACACACACACACAUGCAUACUCACACAUACAAUCUCUCACACACAGACACUGACUCUGCUUGAGAUAUAUGCUAGUGAUGAUCAUGUUAAUAUUAGAGAUGUGUAUAUAUUAGUUUCACACACACACACACACACACACACACACACGCACGGUUCAGUUUCACAUAGGAAAUAAUAUGCUUGUGUAUCUGCAGCUAUCUCUCACACACACACACACACACACACGUUGUACAGAACUGUGUCUUAUAGACCAAAGUCUUCUAGCGCUAGUGCGACACACACACACACACAUGUGAGGGAUAUUAUUAUUAUUGUUGUUGUUGUUGUUGUUCUGCUGAUGAUCUGCUCCAUCAUGUUUAGUUUGUGUUUUUAUUCUUUUCUAUCUGCAGACGUGUCGGCGAGACCUUUGAUAAGAAUACACACACACACACACUCUUCAGAUGUGUGUGUGUAUGUAGUGAUGUAAUGCUGUAAUCUAGCCGUGUUUUCUGUAAUAACUCUCUCUCUGCUUCUCUGUCGUGUGGUCUGGGUUUAUACGUCUUUUAAAGGGUUUGUUUUGUAAUAAACAGGAGAUGAAGCCGUUGAAGAA